GCACUCCCAUGGUUGAAGGCAGUCGGGUUGGUUCGAGUUUGAGCUGACGGCGGACGUGCUCGCCUCUCCUCCGGCUCUCCCUCCGCAUUCCAUUCCACCGCAUUACCGGUAUUUUUAGCCGCGGCCAGGAGAGGGAGGUAGCGUGGAGAGGGGGGAAACCGGAGCUCCUGGCCGUUCCUCUCCCCUCACGGGCGGCCUCCGUCUGUUCCAUCCAGCCACCGCCCCGCCCCGGUCGCCCCCCGUCCAGAUCCCUCUCCUGCAAAACUUCUUUGCGGAAGGCCGGAGAAGAUGAUGGGCGGGUUCCUCUCCAGGGUCCUUCUGUUGGCCUUUGGCUACGCCUAUCCUGCCUAUGAAUGCUACAAGACUGUUGAACUGAACAAACCAGAGAUUGAGCAGCUCAUAUUUUGGUGUCAGUAUUGGAUUUUAGUUGCACUGUUGACUGUUCUUGAGAGAUUCGGAGAUUUUACAAUAUCAUGGCUACCAUUUUACUCAGAAGCAAAGCUGAUGUUCUUUGUAUACUUGUGGUACCCAAAGACAAAGGGAACUACAUACAUUUAUGGUACUUUCUUUAGGCCAUAUAUUUCUCAGCAUGAGAAUGAAAUCGAUCGCAAUCUGCUUGAGUUGAGAGCUCGAGCCACCGAUACGGUUGUCCUUUAUUUCCAGAAGGCUGCUUCUAAAGGACAGAAUACUUUCUUUGAUGUUUUGAAAUAUGUUGCCGCCCAGUCACCUUCUCAGAAAUCAAGGCAGCCCCCUCACCAGGAACCACAACAGCCACAACAGCAUCAACCACAAGUGCAGCAGCAGCAACCACAAAAACAAGCAGCACCUGUUAUGCGCAGAGCAGCAUCAAUCGCUGCUCGGCAAGCAGCAAUGGCACAGCAAUCUCAGGAGACCAAACCCGUUCCAUCUUCCCCGAAGAUCAAGCGUCAAGCAUCAGCGAAAUCUAGUUCAGUGGCAUCGACAAAGCCCGUCACAUCUGCAUCCACACCAAAAUCUGGUGGUAGCCCAAAGAAAAGUGAGUCGAAACCUGCCAUUGAGCCUGUGCGAACUCCAGCCACAAGCGCUGAUUCACCAAAAUCCGAGCCUAGUGCCAAACUACUCCCUGAAGCCGAAGAGGUGGACAAGAUGGCCAUCGAUGAGGCCGGUGGUGACGCUGCUGAGGGCACAGAUGAGCUCGACCCUUCGCUCGAUGAGUCGCCAAUGGAGGAGACGAUCCGUGUUACGCGUGCCAAGCUAAGGAGGCGCACCACCCCUGAGGACCCUGCUGGGAAUUAGCUGCAAGCCAUUGUUCUCCUUGCACAUUGUGUUGGUCCUUCACGAGGUUUAGGUUGUCCUGUUUGGUGGAGUGACAAUGUGUUGUAGUUCACCUGGUUAUUCUGUUCCAGAGUUGAUUAUCAUCUUUUCUGUGCUGUUUUGGUGGUUUUUCAUGUGCGCUUUAAGCUGUAAAUAGCGCUGUCUCCCGGCAUGUGUACAUAGAUUGGUGGCGUGGGCAAGGAAUGCCUGUAUUUCAAACAAGUUUUCAUCUGCUGGCCAUUCCCUAUGUGUCUUCAGAUGUCUCGUUUAGCGCAGUUUUCAUCUGCUGGGGCAAACAAGAGCAGUUGUGUCUCUUCUCUGACA
Molecule: messenger RNA, 1617 nt
Organism: Setaria italica (foxtail millet)
Lineage: Eukaryota; Viridiplantae; Streptophyta; Magnoliopsida; Poales; Poaceae
Product: putative HVA22-like protein g
Exons: 7
Coding region: 289-1275 (328 amino acids)
Source: RefSeq, a predicted model, not a curated record